Megalops cyprinoides (Indo-Pacific tarpon) is the source of this 1750-nucleotide messenger RNA. It is a transcript of the gene gpn2, whose product is annotated as GPN-loop GTPase 2. Gene Ontology annotation, molecular function: GTPase activity. Lineage: Eukaryota; Metazoa; Chordata; Actinopteri; Elopiformes; Megalopidae. The coding region runs from base 91 to 1041 and encodes 316 amino acids. The record is from RefSeq and is a predicted model, not a curated record. The transcript is spliced from 6 exons. Gene Ontology annotation, cellular component: cytoplasm.
GUGCGCACGCUGAGCGGUCCCGCUCGUCGUGGGGAUGAAAUGUGAAUAUAAAGUGAAUCGAGCUUGAUCCUCCCGGCUGACACACGCGCAAUGUCGACUCAGCCUGCUCCUCCAAAAACCGCCCCUUCCCUAUGUUUUGGCCAAGUGGUUAUCGGGCCUCCCGGCUCGGGCAAGACUACCUACUGCCGGGCCAUGCACGAAUUCCUGGGACACCUCGGGCGCAAGGUGGUGGUGAUCAACCUAGACCCCGCCAAUGAGGGUCUGCCGUACCCCUGCGUGGUGGACGUGGCCGAGCUGGUCACCCUGGACGACGUUAUGGACGGACUGAAGCUGGGGCCCAAUGGGGGCCUUCUUUACUGCAUGGAGUACCUGGAAGCUAACCUGGACUGGCUGAAGGCCAAGCUAGCACCGCAUCGAGACUGCUACUUCCUGUUCGACUGUCCCGGCCAGGUGGAGCUGUACACCCACCAGAGCUCUGUCAAGAACGUUUUCGCCCGGCUGGCCCAGUGGAACUUCAGGCUGACGGCCGUGCACCUGGUAGACUCCCACUACUGCGCCGACCCGGCCAAGUUCAUCUCUGUGCUCUGCACCUCCCUGUCCACCAUGCUGCACGUGGAGCUGCCCCACGUCAACGUUCUCUCCAAGAUGGAUCUGAUCGAGCAGUACGGCAAGCUGGCCUUUAACUUGGACUUCUACACGGAGGUCUUAGACUUGUCUUACCUGCUGGACCACCUGGCGGCCGACCCUUUCUUCAAGAAGUUCCUUCGCCUGAAUGAGAAGCUGGCUGAGGUUAUCCAGGACUACAGCCUGGUCUCCUUUGUGCCUCUGAAUGUGCAGGAUAAAGAGAGCAUGAUACAUAUGAUGAGGACCGUGGACAAGGCCAAUGGCUACUGCUUUGGUGACCUGGAGGAGAGGAACAUGCAGGCCAUGAUGUCUGCCGCGGUGGGGGCGGACUUCCACUUCGACUCCACUUUGGGAGUCCAGGAAAAGUAUGUGGAUCCAGGCAACAAAACUGUGGAGGAGGAGAUGAGUGAUCUGUAAGUACAAACAGAGGGACAGGCAGACAGACAGAUGGAAGGGGUCCCGUACUGCCUGAGUGCUCGUACUGUCCCUCCCUGGUGCUCAUGUUGACGAACUGGGAACUUGGAUACACCAAAGAUCACCAAGCAAGCCAUGGAUUAAAGACUUACAAAUGACCAGGAUGAACUUUGGCUCCCCCUAGAGGGCACCGUGAGUAAUGUACUGACAGAGGAAUGGGCUCCAGAAAUGUGGAGUGAAAUGCUCUGUGACUCUCAAUAUUUUUUAUUAUGCUGCAUCUACGACAGAAAUACUUGUAUAGUUCUUUAGCUAUACAUUCCUGGGAUGAAGACACAGAAAUAAAACUGAAAUGGGUUUGGCAUUUUGCAAGUCUGUAAUGAGACGUGUGAUAAAAUCAUAAUUAACCUCACCUCGGUGCGCAGGUAAGUGCAAAGAAUGCUGGCACUUCCAAUGUUUGGCACAAGGUGGCGCCAGUGUGUGUGUGUGUAAACUGGAGCACACUAUGUGCCUCAGUAGUGUGGGGUAGUUUCUCAGUCUGCACUUUUUCAGGUCAUGGGGACACACUGUAUCCUGUUUAUUUUCUCCAAUUGCACCUCACUAAUUAUUUGAUUAAGCUUUGGACUAAUUGCUGACCCUCCUUCACCAUUUCAUUAAUUGAAAGCCUGGUUUAAUAAGUUUUUUUUUUAAUGGCCGGUUCUCAACUAAUAAAAGA